AUGGCUAGUUUAACUUCAGAAAUCAAAAAACGUGGAUCUAUCAAAGCUAGGUUAACUAACUUCACGAAAUUCUUAAAAACUGUUAGCGAUAAAUUAACCUUCAGUGACUUUGAAUUGAUUCAAAUUGCAGAACGACUUGACGCGGUUCAAAUAGUAAAAUCUGAAUUUGAUGAAUUGCAAAACGAGAUAGAAAACUCAAUUGAGGAUGAUUUACUUCAAGCUCAAUACGAGGAAAGAGAAAACUUUGAGUCGAAUUACUUUCAUCAAGUGUCAAUUGCCAAAAAGAUUUUAAAGGACAAUGAAAAGCAUGAAGCUCCUCAAUCUGGUGUUUUUCCAUCACAAAUGUUGAACGGAAAUCUCAUUCAAGGUAAUAAUGUAAGGUUGCCAACAAUAAAUUUGCCUAAGUUCGAUGGCUCCUAUCAGAAUUGGUUAGAAUUUCGAGACACAUUUCGUUCCUUAAUUCAUGAGAAUGCAUCAAUAGGUGAAAUUCAGAAAUUUCACUAUUUGAGAGCUUCGCUCGAAGCAGAAGCAGCUCUUAUAAUUAAAUCGUUAGAAAUCUCUUCACAAAACUAUACAUUGGCAUGGAAUGCGUUGAAAGAACGGUAUGACAACAACAAACUCUUAAUAUACAAUCAUGUAAAGUCUCUUUUUUCAUAUGAAUCCGUCCAAAGGGAAUCUGCCCAUUCUCUGAGGAACUUGAUCGAUGUAUUUUCCAAAAACUUAAGAGCUUUAGCACAAUUAAAUCAACCUGUGUCACAGUGGGAUACUCUUCUAGUAUACCUGAUAACAACCAAAUUAGAUGUCACAACUCUCCGCGAAUGGGAGAUUUACAAGGGAGACCUUGACGUUCCCAACUUCGAUGAUUUCAGGGCAUUCGUAAAAAAUAGAGCCGAUAUGUUUGAGAUGGUAGCGCACAAUCAGGCAGACAAACGUAAAGCUUUCAAUUCGGGACGAAAUUCUCAAACGAGAGGUCUUCUCAGCACCGAUUCAGGAACUAACUCAGUUAGCUGUGUAAUAUGCAAUGACGGUCAUUUCAUACAAAACUGUAAAACCUUCUUAGCUUUAGCACCCAUCGAUCGUGAAAAGAAAAUACAUUCUUUAAAGUUGUGUACAAAUUGCUUAAAGAAGGGACAUUUCAACAAAGAUUGUCGCCGCGGAAAUUGCAGGAAGUGUGGGUCGAAACAUAACACUCUUCUGCGUAAGGGUACGGAAAAUAUUGGAAAUAGCUCGAACGACAAGGAAAAAUCCGCCGCCGCAAAGACCACCGAAGACAAACCAACAAUAAAUCUUUCAGCUUGUAGUUCAAUUUCUCAGGUUAUUCUUUCGACAGCGUUCGUGCAGGUAGAUGACAAUGAAAGACACACUCAUAUCGUCAGAGCGUUACUAGAUUCCGGUGCUCAAUCUAGUUUCAUAACGACAAAGCUGUGUAAAAACCUUAAAUUCAGAACUGAACCUGUAAAUAUCUCUGUACUAGGCUUAAAUAACUUGUCUUCCAAUAUAAGUUCAAAGUGCGUAUUAAGGUUCGAGAGCAUCCAUAAUGACUUUAGCAUUCAAAAAUGUUUCUUCGUGAUCAAUGAAAUCGCUGGUGACAUACCGUCAGAACCAAUAGAUGUGUCGAACUUCAAGGUCCCAGAACAAAUUAGUCUGGCUGAUCCGAAUUAUCACACUCCGGAAGAAUAG
This is a messenger RNA of Coccinella septempunctata (seven-spotted ladybird), 1680 nucleotides long. RefSeq lists its product as uncharacterized. Bases 1 to 1680 code for a protein of 559 amino acids. NCBI's taxonomy places the organism in Eukaryota, Metazoa, Arthropoda, Insecta, Coleoptera, Coccinellidae. The record is from RefSeq and is a predicted model, not a curated record. Gene Ontology annotation, molecular function: zinc ion binding; nucleic acid binding. The transcript has a single exon.